GUGGGGGCGGGGCUUAGGGGGGGGAGCGACGCAGUGGGCGGGGCGGUCCUAGUGCCCACCCCGUGCUACGAGUGCGGCCCACUGACGGUAGUGGGCACGGGCAGGCUUGGGGGCGGGCAGCCCAACGGUGACGGCGGUGCCAGCGGUGCCAUGCUGCCCUGAUGGAGCCCAACGCCUUUCCUCAGCUCCAGCUUUGGUGCCCGCGGCCCUUCGGAACGUAUUCCCAGAACAAACCAUGUCCCGCUCCCGCCUCUACCAAGAAACCGUUCUCCUGCCGUCCUACGGAAGAGCCUACCGGAGCCCAGGCUCCCUCCGAGAACACGCCGCCGGCUCCCACCGAUGCCGCUCCGGCUCCGCCGGCGUCGGCGGAGGAAGGCCGGGUGCUGCUGGACACGUGGUACGUCAUCAAACCGGGCAACACCAAGGAGAAAGUGGCUUUCUUCGUCGCCCACCAAUGUGGCGGUGGCACCGGUGGCAUCGGCGCUCCCGGCAGCCGCGCCAACACCAUGAAGGUAAAGGGCAACUGGGGCAGCGAUAGCUCGAAAGCGAAGCGGCGCCGGCGCUGCCAUGAUCCCGCUAAGGCCAAAGCGACCCCAGCGUGGGCUACCGGGAACCGGGACCCGGCUUACCCGCUUUCCGGUGAGUUGGCUGCUACUGCCGGUGAAGGCCCGGACUUGCUGUCGGUGGCGGAGAUGGUGGCGUUGGUGGAACAGAGGACGGCGUUGGCGUUGCAGAGCUUCCCCCGGCCUUGCGGCGCUCCUGCUGCUCCCAUUGUCUUCGUGGAGGCAGCUGGCGGGGAAACCAAAGCGCCGAGCGGUUCCGAUUGCAACCGCGUGGCCGAAGCUGUUGCUCACUUCGAAUCCCGGCAGCGGGAACACGGCACCGCGAGACCUAACGGUAUGUGCCGUCCGGGUGCCGAAUGCGCCGCCACGACUGCCGCGGCAUCAUCGGUGCCGGGUCCUGGUGAAGUACGUAUUGCAUUCCGUAUCUCCAGCAGCCGCGAGACCCGCGCCGGAGCUGCCGCGGCCGAACCGGGAAGCGUUGGACGUCCUAAUUGCGUCUUUAUGAACUGCGGGCCGGCAAACGGUGGCGGCGGUACCGGUGGCGGCCGCGCUAAGGAUAAGAUCACCUGUGACCUCUACCAACUGAUCAGCCCUUCCCGGGAUGCUCUUCCCAACAACGUGGAAUUCCUCUUGGCCGCUGCCGGCUCCAAGGGGGACACGGAUGGCUCCGAUAUGGAUACGGGGUGCGGCGAGGGGUCGGCGUCCGCCGUUAAAGCGGAGAUGAUGGGUGAGGGAAAUAGCGAGGGCUCAUCCGGAAGGGAUUGCGCUUCGGGUUUCCACGUCGACGUGGUUGUAACGGGGGUGGUGGACCAAUGCGUCUUCUUCGGUAAGGACAGCGCUAAGAAGAUGAAGGAGGAAACGGUGCGGCUCCCGGCGGCGCAGGAGGAGCCGCCGCCACCGGGGCAGCUUUUCCUCCUCCCUAUCCCUGAGGAGCCGGCGGCGGCGGCGGCGGCGGAGGACGCGGAAAGCGGUGAGGAAGCGUCGGCUGUUAGCGAUCCUUCUCUUUGCCGGUUGUACCGCCACGUAUCCCACGAUUUUUUGGAGAUCCGGUUUAAAAUCCAACGGCUGUUGGAACCGCGACAGUAUAUGCUUCUCCUUCCGGAGCACGUCAUGGUGAAAAUCUUCAGCUAUUUACCCACCCACGCUUUAGCCGCUCUGAAAUGUUCCUGCCAUUACUUCAAAUCCAUCAUCGAAACCUUCGGAGUUCAGGCGACGGAUUCCCGUUGGAAUCGCGACCCUUUAUAUCGCGACGAUCCCUGUAAGCAGUGUAAGAAGCACUACGAGAAAGGCGACGUCUCGUUGUGCCGGUGGCAUCCCAAACCUUAUCACCACGAUUUGCCUUACGGGCGAUCCUAUUGGAUGUGCUGCCGGAGAGCGGAUAAGGAAGCGCCGGGAUGUAGGGUGGGAUUGCACGAUAACAAUUGGGUGCAUCCGGCGACGCGGCGCGACGACGGGAGGUGAAAAAAAAGAUGGGGGGACGGACGUAAAGCGGCGUGGACGGUGGCGGCCGAUCUUGGGGACAAAAAGA
Cuculus canorus (common cuckoo) is the source of this 2091-nucleotide messenger RNA. It is a transcript of the gene FBXO46, whose product is annotated as F-box protein 46. The record is from RefSeq and is a predicted model, not a curated record. The transcript is spliced from 2 exons. Bases 162 to 2024 code for a protein of 620 amino acids. Lineage: Eukaryota; Metazoa; Chordata; Aves; Cuculiformes; Cuculidae. Gene Ontology annotation, molecular function: protein binding.